AUGAAAGAUGAGUUGGAGCGGUUGCGAGCUCGCUGUAGUGCUUUGGAGGAAGGUCUGACCACGAUUGCCCCACGACAUGCCCCAAAUCUGCUUCGCCAACUGAGCCGCGGCGAGGCGCCGACCUGGGCUGAUGUUGCUCCUUCUUUGCCAGGAACACCAAGUGCUUGUGAUUCUGAUGACGGUGAGGGGCGAUUGUUACAUGAUCCGGAUGGCGCCUCGAGGUUUCUGGGCGAAUCAUCCGGGGCCACCUUUCUCGAUCAACUGAAGCAGUUCAUACGCACCCUACUGCGGUCCCUCGCGUAUGUUCCUGGCGCUGAUGAUGGAUUCGGCUUUGUGGCCUCGGUUGGAUCGUACCAGACGUAUGACUCGAGGCCUUUGGCGAACCCCAAUGUUGAUCCUCAUUGGCUGCCCUCGCAGCCGGAAAUAUCAACCAUGCUCCAUGAACUUCGUCAGUAUAUCCAAGACGGAAACGGAGCCUUUAAAUCGGGCGGCAUUUUCUGGUGGGGCGAUCUUGAGCAGCUGCCAGUUCCCCUGGCGAGUCCCAUGUCCAUCACAGCGAUGACGAUGAACGAUGCCCACCGAUACUUGGCGUUCUACCAUGCCUGUUUUGCGCUUUCUGUCUCGUUACGACACUCCUCUUUGCGUUUGUCAGACUACCAGUCCGGGGAGGCGUACUUUAAACGUGCUCGAAUGUUGUUGGGCAAUCCAGUGGAGACGGUUCAUUUCGCCCUAGAGGAUGUUCCUGCUCUGUCGUUGAUGGGUUACUAUCUCAUCGAGGUCAAUCGAAGGGACGCUGCGUACAUGUAUGUGAGCUUAGCUGUCCACACAGCAAUCAUACAUGGCUCUUUCAGACAUGCGGUCGACGAACGUAGCAAGCGAAUGUUCUGGACGCUGUACAUCAUGGACAGGUGGAUCAGCAUGCUGAUGGGGAGGCCCCCAAUUAUACCGGACGAUGCGAUCCGACUUCCACUUCCAGCUCCUGAUCCUUCCAUGCCUCCUUGUGUAGGUCUUUGUGCGAACAUCAGGCUCGCCAAGAUUUCCGGAUACAUCGUGCGUGAGACCUAUGGCAUUGCUCCUCGAUAUCCUAGAGCCGUAGGCUCUGAGGAAAACAUCAAACGGGCACUGAAGAUGCUUCACGACUGGUAUUCGCAGCUCCCGGAAGAACUCGAGUUCCGCCCCGAUCAACGACCGCUGGACUCAGCCUGUUGCACGUUGCACAUGUACUACAACCAGCUCAUCAUACUGACAACUCGCCCCAUUUUCUUCGCCGCUAUCAAGAAAGUGGUUGCGCAACGAAUGUUGGGUGGGGCGAGUCCUUCGGAGGUGCAUGUGCAUGAGACAUACACCCGCCUGUGUAUCGAAGCAGCCCAACGCAACUUGGAACUUGCUCGACACCUCCAGUCUACGAAUCAGAAUUGGCUGCAGUCUGGUCUCCACUUCUUGUUCAACGCUGCGGUAAUUUUGCUGCUGAAUCGCAUCCACUUGGCCCAUGGAGAGAACAUCGUCCCUAAUCGCGCGAUUGAAGGCCAAAAUGCCGCAGUAGUUGGCUUUGCCAUUCACGUUUUCCAGCAGGAAGCCGCGACUGGCACAAGCUACCCCCAAGACUGUUGUAGGGUCUUGCAGGAUCUGAACUCCCUGACCGAGUUGUAUGCGGUCACAGUCGUGCAACACAAACCGAAUUUGCAGCAGGGGCGGGUUGGUCGGAAGAUCCACACACCUGUCCUGCAGCCAGCUAUAUUUUCUCAACAGCGACCUUUACAUGGAUCGAACGACGACUGCACCGUUUAUGAGAGGAUGAUGACCUGGGCGCAGACAGACAGUUCAAAUCUGCUCGACGCGUUCAACAUCUGA
Boeremia exigua is the source of this 1851-nucleotide messenger RNA. Its product is annotated as fungal-specific transcription factor domain-containing protein. Gene Ontology annotation, molecular function: DNA binding; zinc ion binding. The record is from RefSeq and is a predicted model, not a curated record. The transcript has 2 exons. Bases 1 to 1851 code for a protein of 616 amino acids. NCBI's taxonomy places the organism in Eukaryota, Fungi, Ascomycota, Dothideomycetes, Pleosporales, Didymellaceae. Gene Ontology annotation, biological process: DNA-templated transcription.